CUUCUCUCCAGCGAAAGGCGGCGCAGGGAGCCUCCCUCCACAGGACAGCCACUGCCGGGGAGGCCAGUCAGGGAGCCAGGAGAUGUCGACUGGAGUAAAACCCAGACGAGCUGCUGGGCAGGGGGUCACCAUGGGACGGGGGCCCCAGGCGGUUGCUGUGGGGUGUCUCCUAGCAGUUACUGUGGUUUGUGGCACCAUUGCGCUCAUCCUCUCAGUUGUGGGCGUGAAGGAUGUUUAUCUGCCUCCAAGCACUAAGUACGGGCUGGUGUUGGACGCCGGCUCCUCGCACACGACUCUCUACGUCUACCAGUGGCCGGCCGGCAAGGAGAACGGCACCGGCAUCGUGUCUCAGGUUCUCACGGGGAUUGUUCCAGGCCCCGGGAUCUCCAGUUACGCCGACGACCCUGCUGGGGCUGGGGCCAGCCUGAGGGCCUGUCUGGACACAGCCAUGACGCUCAUCCCCGCCAAGCAACAGCGAGAAACGCCCGCCUACCUUGGUGCCACCGCGGGCAUGCGGCUGCUGAGGGAGCAGAACAGCACAAAGGCCGACCUGGUCUUUGCCGAGGUCUCCAGGACCAUCCGGCAGUACCCGGUGGCUUUCCAGGGUGCUCAGAUCCUCACUGGGAACGAGGAAGGGUCCUUUGGCUGGAUCACGAUCAACUACCUGCUGGAGACACUCGUCAAGUUCUCCUUUGCAGGGAAAUGGAUACAGCCUCAGGCAGCUGAGGUUCUGGGAGCUCUGGAUCUUGGAGGAGCCUCAACCCAAAUCACAUUCCAGCCCAGGGGGACCGUCGAGGACAACAGCACCCAAGUCCUUUUCCGGCUGUACGGGGCCAACUACUCGGUUUACACCCACAGCUACCUCUGCUACGGGCGAGACCAAGCCCUGAAGAGGCUGCUGGCAGUCCUGAGAGAGGAGAACCCCUCCCUGCAGCUCUCCCACCCGUGCUACCCCCGGGGCUACGAGGAGAACGUCACCGCCGCUGCCCUGUAUGCCAGUCCCUGCGUCCCAGCACCAGCUGCCCAGGACUCCCAGCAGGUGCUCACGGUGCGGGGCACGGGGGCCCCGGCGGAGUGCAGACGGGCCGUCCGGAAACUCUUCAACUUCACCGCCUGCGGGGCCAACAGGACGUGCGGGUUCAACGGGGUCUACCAGCCGCCGGCGCACGGGCAGUUCUUUGCCUUUUCCGGGUUUUACUACACCUUCCACUUCCUGAACCUGACCGGUGGGCAGCCCCUGAGCACCACCAAUGCCACUGCCUGGGCGUUCUGCACGAAAAGCUGGACGGAGCUGCAGGCCAGCUUCCCGCAGGAGAGACCCAGCCGCCUCCGUGAUUACUGCUCCUCGGCCUCUUUCAUCCUGACGCUGCUACACGAGGGCUAUAAAUUUGAUGAGCAAUCAUGGAGCAACAUCCAUUUCCGCCAACAGGCUGCGAACACGGACAUCGGCUGGGCCUUGGGCUACAUGCUGAACCUCACCAGCAUGAUCCCAGCCGAGGCCCCGGAACAAGUGAAAGGGCAGCAGUGCGGCCUGUGGGCUGCUGCCAUCGUCUUCAUCGUCCUGACCAUGGCAGUGGCACUGGUGGCUGUGCUCGUCCAGUGCCUGUGGAACCCCGCCUAGCAGCUCACAUGCUGGGCGGAGGGGACGUGGCACAGGCGAUGGCGGCUGGAGGAGGAUGUCAAGGCACUUGCUGUCUCUUCAGGGUACCUCGUAGUGUCUCUCAGCGAGGCUGAUCUGACAGGCACGUAUAAACACCUCCCGGGGGAGAAAUGCUGGCCAGAGACGUCUCUCUAACCCAGCAGGCUGCGAGUCAGCGGCUGAAAGCUGAACUAGACACUUUGGGACUAGAAAUAAGGAAUGGUUUUAAAAUAGGGAGGGUAACUAAUCACU
Molecule: messenger RNA, 1891 nt
Organism: Pelodiscus sinensis (Chinese soft-shelled turtle)
Lineage: Eukaryota; Metazoa; Chordata; Testudines; Trionychidae
Source: RefSeq, a predicted model, not a curated record